AUGUUUGAAGGUCUUGGAACCGAAGAAUCGAGCAUCGGAGGGGGCCUUCCGAUCGCUCAUGACGGUGUAAGCACGAACGGUGCCUUGUGCGAAUUGCCCCGAAAACGACGGCGCCUUGAACCGAUCGGACGCGUGUCCGAUGGCUGCACUGCUUCCUCAUCUCUAUCCAUGGCACACAAACUCCUUUCGUCGACGAACAAUGUCUUCCUCACCGAAGGGUUGCUGAAAAUUUACCACGAUACAUUCGAAAAUGCGUUAUCCUGCUGGUUGAUCGAGAAAACAUGCCCAUACAGCAAAGAAUCCGACCCUUCCGAUAUGCAUCAAUCUGGGCCGAAUUGCACGUGGAAUCGAAUAUACCAUCGAGUCUUCCGGCUUGAUCGGUUAGCCUCUCCCGCGGUAAGAGGAAGAAAGCUUAGCUGGAGCGAAGAAAAGGCUGCAUCCAAAGCAAUCAACCUAGCCGUAUUCUCCUUUGCAACGCAAUGGGCGCAAUCGAGCAAGCGCAGCAAGGCCAUGUAUACGAAUAGAGAGGGAACAACGAAUAAUAUCUCCGAGGGCGACAUCGACUCUUCGGAGACAAAUGAGGAUUUUGACCGUGCGCUACAAAUUGCGGCCUGGCACGAAGCUCGCUCUGCCUUGCGCAAUGCCUCAGAGAUCGAAUCAUUCCGUGUAGUCCUCGCGCACAUCGUCUUUUCCUUGACGCAGAAGCCGUGCGGAGCCGGGACUGAAUCUCCUAGUCUCGGAACCCGGGGAUCACACGAAGAGGAUCUGGACCAACGCGAGGAUCUGCUGUCCAAGCUGGAAAUAGCAAUCGAUGGGGAGGGACCACCAAUCCAUCUCGAGCAAGGUCUCCGGCUUAUUCAUUCUUUGAGGUCUCGGAUGGCUAUAUCCGAAGCCGCAGAGACUGCCACGCGUCGUCUUGACGCCGCUGAUAAAGAUACGGUUGAUCUCCUUUUCUGGCUAGGCGUUAUGUUCGACACGCUUUCGUCCGCAAUGCAUAAACGGCCAUUAGUCGUGUCAGACGAGGACAGUGAUGUCUACGCGCACGGCGAAAGGCCUGACGAUGGCGUAUUAGACGGAAACUGCAGGGGCUAUUUCGAAGAUGAACCGACUAUGCCUCCUGUGGGCGCCGGAGGGCUUUGGGGCAAUUACAUCUUCGCCCGUCAGCAUACACGGCUUCAAGAUUCACCAGUGCGGUGGCCCUGCACCUACGAUCAGGCCGCUUCCGUGCUUCGCGACGCUGCGCCGGUCAAAGUGCUCUUGUUCCGGAAACUGACCCGAAUUCAAACGCUCCUAGGACGAGGCGCUCGGGCAUAUGCCAUGGAAAAAGCCAUCGCAGAAGCAAUGGAGGUGUACCGCAGGUGGGGUGCUGUCUUUGCACCUUUCAUGCAAGACUGCAUUGAUAACCAUGACGAUCUGCCUGCUCAGAUUCAGUCCUGGUACAUAUGCCUUACAGGACAUUGGCAUCUCGGAACCCUACUGUUGGCCGAUCUGCUCGAUGUGAUCGACAACUCUUCUCCACCGCUGAGUGAGCCUUCUCUCAGUGAAGAGCGCAAGACGACUAAUUUUGUGGCAACAUUUCGGAGAAAGAACUGCUGCGCACUUUCUGACCUUGCGAGAUGUGCGUGUCCUCGAGAGGAUACAUCCUUUUCUAAAUCACAUGAGUUCCAUUUUGCUGUAAACCAGGGGGCACUACUUACAGAACCCUGGACUGCGGUGUUGAUUCGUGCUUUCGCAAAAGCAGGCGCCAUCCUGUUGGAAACAGCAUCGAAAGGUUGUAAUUCGCCCGACGCAGAGGCUUUCCGUCGAGCAGAGGAUUGUUCCGAGGCCCUCUUCUACCUUGGAAGAAAAAGCGAUCAGGCUCUAGCAGCAGCGCGAAUUCUAGGUGAUGCCUUGCAGCAAAGGCCAAGGGGGGUUGAGAAAAACGCUCGCAAUUGCAAUAAUCUCCUGGAGACCGAGCUUUGGAGCGAAUUCGAUGACUUGAAUGGGGUGCACGGUUGGAUUACGGUGUAA
Messenger RNA from Trematosphaeria pertusa, 2010 nucleotides. RefSeq lists its product as uncharacterized. Lineage: Eukaryota; Fungi; Ascomycota; Dothideomycetes; Pleosporales; Trematosphaeriaceae. The transcript has a single exon. The record is from RefSeq and is a predicted model, not a curated record. The coding region runs from base 1 to 2010 and encodes 669 amino acids.